Messenger RNA from Vanessa tameamea, 5910 nucleotides. RefSeq names its product tyrosine-protein phosphatase non-receptor type 14 (gene Pez). NCBI's taxonomy places the organism in Eukaryota, Metazoa, Arthropoda, Insecta, Lepidoptera, Nymphalidae. Bases 295 to 3786 code for a protein of 1163 amino acids. Gene Ontology annotation, cellular component: cytoskeleton. Gene Ontology annotation, biological process: protein dephosphorylation. The record is from RefSeq and is a predicted model, not a curated record. The transcript is spliced from 9 exons. Gene Ontology annotation, molecular function: protein tyrosine phosphatase activity.
UGUCAGCUGUCAUUUAUGAUGGCCGCAAUAUUGUGAUUUUGGUAUGUCGUUUUGUGAUGUGUUUACUUGGCAUAUUUUAUCGCUUUCCACUGAAAUCCACACCGCGUCGCACUGCCAGAAUAGUUUUUAGAAAUAUACUAGUUUAGUUGAUAAACUGAAAUUUUAAAUCGGAACCGCAUAAGUAUGUGGCGCGCGUAACGGAUGCAUCGUUUCCUACAUUCUUGUGCCAUAAAUGUAUAACGUAACGUUUGUUUCGUGAUGUUAUUGCGAAUCGGGGCCGGGUAACGUUGGAAGAUGCCUUUCAAGCUGAAGUUGAAAAAGACGCGGCAGUACAAUGUUGCAUCGAAGAGUCUUUUCGUAAUAAGCGUCGAGCUGUUGGACGGCGGUGUCGCAGACUGCACGUUGUCUGUGGAUAGCACGGGGCAGGAGUGUCUCGACAACGUGUGUCAGCGGCAGGCUAUAAACCAGCCAGAGUUCUUCGGUCUCCGAUAUAUAAACCGAAGUCAACAACCGCGAUGGGUGCAGUUGGAUCGACCGUUGAAGCUCCAAUUGGACAAGUUCGCUUCAUCCCACCAGCUGUAUCUGCGUGUUAUGUAUUACGUGAUAUCUGGCACGAGUUUGAUCACGGAUGAAGUUACCCGUUACCACUACUUUCUUCAGUUAAAAAAUGACUUAGUGGAGGGUCGUAUUAUCUGUGAUUGUCAACAAGCAGUGGUGCUCGCGUCGUACAGCCGACAGGCUGAAUAUGGCAAUCACGACAGGGAACGUCACACCGUAGAGUACUUAAAAAAUCUGCUGACAUUUCCAAAACAAAUGCUGGAUGGAGGUCAAAUAAUUGAUGGCAGUACGCUGGCGGAAACCGGGAGGCUGGAGUGGCUUACUGCUGCCGUGAUUCAACAUCACAUGUCUUUACACAACAUGUCACAGGCUCAAGCCGAAGAAGGUUUCAUCAUGACAUGUCAGCAGUUACGCGGCUACGGGCAGGAGAUGUUCAUGGCGCGAGAUAAACGGGACCAGAGCGAAGUUACCAUUGCUAUCUCGCUCACUGGUAUCAGAGUACUGACUGAUACAAGUGACACGCCUCACUUUUACAGGUGGAUGGACAUCACAAAUGUGAUCAAUCACAAGCGCACCUUCAGCAUCGAAUGUCAGAAGCAAGGAGAAUCUGUGACCUUCACGCUACCGAGCCCUGAAGAUGGGAAGUACGUGUGGCGGAUGUGCGUCCAUCAGCACACCUUCUAUAUGAAGCACCAGGAAGCUCUCAGCGUUUCUAUCGAUGAACAUCGGCCGAAGUUCCAAGAGCAUGGUCUAUCAGAAAGCCGUGAAGAGCUGGACGUUCGAGAGGUAGGCAGCACGUCUCGUUUGGAGCCACUGACAGCGGCUCAUCGAGCACAUUCAACGUCCUGCCUGGAACUGGCAGAUCAUCGUCCUCAGCCCAGAAACAGAGCACUUCUUCCAUCCUAUCGCCCAGCACCUGAUUAUGAAACUGCAAUCCAACAAAAAUAUCAGCAACAAAGAGCAGAAGCCCAACUUCGAUAUCAGAAUCAUCACGCACAUUCCCAACUCCUAAACACAAAUGCACAGCCCUUAGUGUAUGGCUCUCACCCUGAUAUCCACAGGGUUCACUACCCUGAUGUCACCAGACACACGGUUUCCGUCAACCAAGGGGUUGCAGCCACAGACGACUAUGCUUAUGGCCUUAAGUUUGUGGGAAACUACCCCAUGGCUGUCAACCCCAACGUACAAACCGAUCAUGCAAUGCACUAUGUGAAUGUAUAUAAGCCACCACCGCCAUACCCGUCCAACGGCCUAGCGUCUAAUUCGACUCCAGAUCUAGCCGUAGCCAGUCAAGCCCUGAAUUAUCACAGGGGCUACAUCAACUCCCAUGUAUCCGGAUCUAGUCCCGAUCUAGUUUCAACGCGAACAGCUUUAAAUAGACAAUACCUAGGAUACGUCAACCCCGCAGGCCACAACGUAGUCAACUAUGGCCGGCCGAAUAUCCUCCCUGCUACUCACGGUACCUACAACAAUCUCACAUCCGUCCUGGAACCUAACCCUCAUAUCAUUAUCGAUCCCCAUCACAUAUCGGACAACAUACAGAAGGUCUACGACGAGAGAGGAAACAUAAUGUACUCGAUGCCGAUGAGACGAAUAUCCUACCAGAGGCACCUGGUGCUGCCUCAGCAAAUGAAACACAGCGAGGCUCAGGAGCCUAUAUACGAAAACGUGCCGUUACCCUGGCAGAACGAACACGGGAAGCUGACGAUGAGAGAGCGCGCUCAGAGUCUGACGACCACCGACGAGAUCGCUCGACUCAACGAGCGAAACGGCAGUCAUCCCGCGAUAAACAACAACGGAAACGUCACGCCGAACAUCAACGUGACCAACUACGUCACUAGAAUAGAUAACGACAGCCACUACGUCAACGCGCAGAUCAUCAAAGGCGUCCGAGAAUCGAGCGUGCCCAGGGAGACGACACUAUCGACCAGGUCGAUACCCGAGACGGACUCGAUGCAGAACGUUUCCCACGAGUUGGAGAGGGUGUCGUUGAAAGACGACAAGGAUUACGACGAGACUCCCUACCAGAGCCUGUCGACGCACAAGCUGUCCAACAACAAUACGAUCAGCAAGUCGGUGGACAACGUGACGUCGAUAAGCGUACCCGACAUGCGCGCGGGAGACACGUCGGCUGACAAUGCUCUAUCGAGUUCCAUCGUGAACUCGACCUACAGCACUAGCAUCGAACUGGAGGGCAGCAAGACGAACAUCACCAAGGAGAAGAAGAGGAGGCGGUGGGGCAUGUUCAUGGGGAGGGGGAACAAAACGGUAGAAGUGAAGAGUGCGACGCUCGGGAGGGACCGCGCGAAGGCGGGCCAGCCGGCCAACAAACACAGGUGGUCCACCGGCCUCCCCAAGUUCCAGCCCCUACCUCCGAGCAUUACCAAAGAAACUUUGUGCCAAUUAUUAGAACGCAAAAUGUCGGACGAGCAGCUCGCAUUCGCCUUCGAGCAGAUACCCAAGGGGCGCGAGGGGGACGCGGAGUACCGCACCGCGCUGCUGCCGCAGUACGCCGCCCUCAACGGGUUCAGCGUCGACAACAUCCCCUACGAGGACAACAGGGUGCGGCUGCAGCCCACGCCCAGCAAUCCCCACGGGUACAUCAACGCGUCCCAUGUCACCAUGACAGUGGGCAGCUCGCAGCGGUUCUACGUGACGGCGCAGGCGAGCGGGGCGGAGCACGCGGCGCCCGCGUGGGAGUGCGUGUGGCAGGUGGGCGCGCGGGUGCUGGCGCUGGUGGGCGCCGACCCGCCGCGCUACCUGCCCGCCGACGGCCGGCCCGCCGACUACGGCCAGUUCCAGGUGUCGUGCGGGCGCUGGUCGCGCGCGCCGUGGGGCGGCUCCGUGCGCGUGCGCGUGCGCCGCGCCACGCGCACGCGCACGCUGUGGCACGUGCACUACAGCGCCUGGCCGGCGCACGCGCACGCGCCUGCGGACCUCGGGGGAUUUCUAGACUUCCUGUCGGAGGUGAACGGGCUGGGCGAGGCGGAGGCGGCGGCGGGCGGCGCGCUGGCGGCGGCCCCGCUGGCGCUGUGCGGGCCGCGCGCCGGGCCCGCGCUGGCCGCGCACCUGCUGCUGCACGUGCUCGACACCAACCAGGAACUGGACAUUCCUCGAACGAUCGGCCUCCUCCACCAGCAGAGAGCGAACUUGAUAGAGAACGUCCACCAGUACAAGUUCCUCCACCAGAUCCUGCUCCAGUACUUGAAACAGUCGCGCCUCAUAUGAGGACGCCGUAAGUCACAACUCAAGCCACAGUAGAUCUUAUUGCGAAAGAAUCGAUACGAAGUGCCUUUAUAAAGUAUUACGUGAACUUCGUUUACUCCGGAUGUAGUUUAGACUUCUACGUGAACAUGGUGCCGAGACCUGCCUGUGAUGUAACAUUCGUUUAGUAAUGUCUGUCCGUCUGUUUGUUGCGCACUCUCGGCCAAACCACUCGAGUGAAUUUGAUGAAAUUUGAAGUAUGAGUAUGAAGCAAGUUCAUAGAUCAAGGAAGGCCAUACGCUUUUUACUUACUUUUUUAAACCUAACACCUGGCUACCGACCCCCUAAAACGGGAGCAAAACCGCAGGCGAUAACUAAUAUGCUCAAAAAAAGAGAAAAAUCAGUAUCAAUUUUCUAAUCAACAUAACAUCUUUCAUCUACGCAUAUGUGAUGAUGAAAUGACGCUCCAAAUAAUACGCGCACCAAAUCUCCGGUUGCUGAAAGAAUGAUUUCCUGGCGUCUUACACAUUCUAUGUAACUUGCUAAUCACUUCUGUAUGAUGCACUGCACAACACUAAUCCACUUAACAACUCAAGUAGGAUAGUGUUGUGUUAUAGUCAUAAUAAAAUCCAUAAUGAAUACCAUAGAUUCUUUAUAGAUCUUUAGCAAUGACGUCGCAGCUGAAAAAUUUAAGAUCUGUAUAAAUAGUACUGUUUUUCUAUCGCUUUUACCAAUUCAAAGUUACAUUGUUCAUUCAAUCAAGGAACAUUCCGUAAACGGCCGGAUAUUGGACGAGUCUAAUAUCCGGCCUUGCAAAUCAGUCUGCGUGAAAGCCUUCCUUUACAUAAAUUAUAAUAUAUAUUCACACCAGAUUCCCGGCCUGACUUCGUACUGAAAAAAAAUCAUACAAAGUUCACUUAUAUUUUUUUUUCUCUUGAUGUGGAAUCAUCCAAACUUUCUUUCAGGAAUAAAAAUUUAACCUAUAAAUAUAAGCUAACCGACGUACCGUUGUUUAAUUUAAAACGUGGCGGCAAAUUCACACGAGCGAUGACAAAACGAUUUGUUUCAUAUUUUUCUUUCUCAUAACAAGAUCGCGAGUGCUACGUUACAGGCGAAUGAUACAAACCAGUAGACCAUAAGUUUAUUAUUUAUGCUCAAAGUAAUAAAUUAAAUUUAUGAUUAAUGAAAAAACAAAUAACAAUACAAAAAAAAAUACUAUUCCUUAUGGUUUUGCUCAAAAUUACAGCUCCACCGUUAUUUUAUUUGCACAAUAAAGUUUAAUGUUAUAACGCGUGCCAAUUAUGGAAACCUGUAUCAAUGGCGGAAAAGAUUUCGGUUAGUAUGGUUAGCAAAAUCAUUAUUCUCUUUUUAAUUAUUGAAAUUACUAUUAAAGUGGAUUCAUUAAUAACAUUACUAAUAUUAUUUGUGAUUUAAGAUUCAUAUGAGCUUGUUUUGGUGUGAAAUAAUUUGAUAUUGCAUUGAUAUAUUAAUUACUGAUCAAUAAAAAUCAAUUUAUUUCAUUUUCCCUUAUUCAAUGAAGACGUAUGUCCGGAAAAUAUAAUACCUUGACCUGAAAUGAACCGGCGAAUAAAACCCAGCGGGUUUUAUUUUCGUAAUAGACAAAUUUUAAACUAUUUGCAACACAACGUAAUGUUAUGUAUUUCGAUUACUGCGCGCAUCUGAAACAGGAAUAUUGUGCGAGAGAGAUAGCACGAGAUUCGUCACCAUUUAUAAAUGUUUUCCUAAUCGGCACGGGUAGUUAUGUAAUUAAUAAACGUACUGCACUGAUAUCUGUAUAAACGACUGACGCUCGCCUUCCACCUUCAUCUAGUUAUUUUUUUUAUUUUUUGUAUAUUUUUGUAUUUAAACUUACUAAUCGAGUUGUAUAUUUUAAUGUAGUUGUUUGUUUUUGAACUCUCGUGUAGUUUGUAACAUUAAAGUAUUAAGUAUCGUGAUGUGUGCCUUAUAUUUAUAAAUAUGAUGUUUCUCUUAAACGUCCAAAGUCUAUUUCAUAUUGUUAAAAAUAUUUUAAAGUAUUUUUGUGUCUAGCAAAUUUAGUUAACAACAUAGUCCGUUUUUCUCAUACAAAUGAUCAGGCAUGUUUGAAAAAUCUGAAACAUUUGAAUACAAAAUUGCUAUUCGAGAGAA